Radiomyces spectabilis is the source of this 2676-nucleotide messenger RNA. Its product is annotated as kinase-like domain-containing protein. Gene Ontology annotation, cellular component: cytoplasm; nucleus. Gene Ontology annotation, biological process: peptidyl-threonine phosphorylation; peptidyl-serine phosphorylation. Lineage: Eukaryota; Fungi; Mucoromycota; Mucoromycetes; Mucorales; Radiomycetaceae. The record is from RefSeq and is a predicted model, not a curated record. Gene Ontology annotation, molecular function: protein tyrosine kinase activity; protein serine/threonine kinase activity; ATP binding. The coding region runs from base 168 to 2474 and encodes 768 amino acids. The transcript is spliced from 9 exons.
AUGUUGUAACAUAACAAAAAAAAAAAAGUCGACUUUUUUGAUUGUCCUCCUCUCGUUUCCCUCUUCUUUUGUUGUUUUCCCAGUUUACUUGAUUUUUUAUGAAUACCAAUAACGGUCACUUUUGUUCUUUGUUCUAGUGAAAAUAAUAGUUUUACCGAAUCCUCAACAUGUACUCUUAUUCAUAUCGUAAACAGCAACCGUAUCAAGCUGGACUUGCUACCUCUAAUCCUCCUCCAUCUUCCAUUGACGUUAUGCCAUCGUUUCGAGGAGGAGCAUCCGUGCCAUUGUCGAAAAAACAUGCCCAGCCAUCGCCAUCAUCAUGGUUGACCAAUAAACCUUAUGUUCGACAAACCGUCAAUAGAAAAGGACGUCCUUCGGCCGAGAAAGAGCAUGAUUGGGAUUCGGACCCUGAAUUGGAAUAUGCCACUGUUCAGGAAGCUGUACACGUCAGUCGGCAGACACCCGCCAAGGUUCAACACAAGGCUUCCAAUUCAGCCCCAUCGUCUUCCUCAAGUACACACAGUAGGCACAAUGGGCCGCGGCAUCCUGAGAGCCCAUUUUAUUCUCAGGUGGUUGAACCGGUGUUAAAUCUGGGUGACAAAUGGACUUUUUCGCGGAACACACCGGUCAAGAAAUUCAGAAAAGUAACACAAAGAGAAACGUUGAUCGGACGACCGAUUCCAGAUCAAAAUCGAAAAAGACUGUUGCAUGCUUUGACCAUGCAACUGGCACAUACUUACAGCAAGCAAAAUCUCCGUUUCCAAUACGAUGCUCAUCGGAAUCCUAAGCGAGUCUUAACCAAACCAAGCAAACCGGCAAAAAAUGAUGGAUUCGACAACGAGGAUUAUGAUUACAUUUUGCGAGUCAACGAUAUCCUUGGCGACGAAAAAGAUUAUCAAUAUCGGGUCAUUGAUCUCUUGGGACAAGGAACAUUCGGACAAGUAGUCAAAUGCGUGCGGGUAUCGACGGGUGAACUAUUCUCGUUGAAAAUUAUCAAGAACAAACCAGCUUACCGAGCUCAGAGUCGCAUGGAAGUGGAAAUCCUAAAGCAGUUAAAUCUCAAAAUCGAUCCUCAGGAUCAACAUCGAAUACUGAAAUUGCAUCGUACAUUCAAUCACAAGAAUCACCUGUGUCUUGUUUUUGAAUUACUUUCCUACAAUUUGUACGAAUUGAUUAAGCAGAAUGGGUUCAAAGGACUUUCGUUGAGCCUUGUCCGCGUAUUCGCUCUGCAAUUGUUGGACACGCUGGUAUUACUGAAGGAAGCAAAAAUCAUUCAUUGUGAUUUAAAACCCGAAAAUAUUCUGUUGCAAAACGUGGAUUCACCGACUAUCAAAGUGAUCGACUUUGGUUCCGCCUGUCAUGAAGCCAAUCGAAUCUACACAUACAUCCAGUCUCGAUUUUACCGUUCACCUGAAGUAUUACUUGGACUGACAUAUACAGGUGCCAUCGAUAUGUGGUCCUUGGGCUGCAUUAUUGCCGAACUAUUUCUUGGGCUACCUUUAUUUCCAGGCAGUUCUGAAUACAACCAAUUACGCCGUAUCAUAGACAUGAUGGGCUUGCCACCUCAGGACAUGUUGGAUAAAGGGAAAAGUACCCUUGAAUUUUUCAAUCGCGAAGAUCAUGGAAACGGCAAAUAUGUAUACAAAAUGAAGAGUCGCGAGCAAUACGGACAAGAACAGCAAAAGACCGAGUUGCCUGGAAAAAAAUACUUUGAACAGACGGAACUUCCCGACUUGAUUUUAAAAUACAACAGCUCGCGGGCUCAAUCGUGGAAAAACGAGAAAGACAGGCAACGAGAUCUGCAAACAAGAUAUGCAUUAAUUGACUUUUUGCAAGGUGUUCUCGAGUUGAAUCCACUACGGCGCUGGACACCAUUGCAGGCACGAUGUCAUCCUUUCAUCACGGGUGAACCCUUUACAGAACCCUACAAACCGGAUGCUCGAAUGAAGAUCAAUGGUGUACGCAAGGAAGAUGCGGCCCCUUUCCACCAUCAACUCACUGCUGCCAAUAAUGAGCUUCAAGAAAUGCCACCCUCGACGCAUGGUGUUGGAGGUUCAACUGAGCAAUCGAUCGCGAUGGUGGACAUCCCCAAGCCACAAGAUAUAUCUACGAUAUCUGUUAAGCAUCGAUCAAGAGCACAGUCCAUGGGGACUCAGAAAGCGCCGGCUUAUAUGCAAGGUCUUGUCCAAGAUAUACAGGCACACCCGAUCAUCGAUCAUAAAGUGAAACAAAGUACUCAGUCUGCGGCCAGGACCGACGAACGACAUGCUCAGGACACUGUGAUGGUCACCGAUGUAGCCACUGUCAGUUCAUAUCGUCAAAGACAUGCUCGAUCUCAAGGCGAUUCAGUAGGUGUCUUUGCUCCCGUCAUAGAGGAAACGAUACGAAACAGUCUGCUGGGGACGCAGGGUGGAUUGAUAAUGAUCCAAGACGAACACGCUACAUUACCUGUUGCCCCAACGAUCAAACACUGAUCUCUACCACUCGCAAAGUCAAAAUAGCGCCCACGGUGAAAAUUCGUUAUGGAUCGCAUGAUUCAUUUCGUACGCCUGAUCAAAUGCAUGCUAGCGAUCCGCAACCAACCCCGCUUUUAUCACAGAACGGUACUUGGUUACCAGAUGCUCGCGCCAACCGCUUAGCCCAUGCCGCUGCCGGUGAAGCGGCCGGCGGAUUACU